GAACAAAAUCAUAUUAUUAUUUAUUAUAUUAUUUGUUAAUCGCGGUUCACAGUUUGCGUCGCAUUAGAGACUUGAAUGUUAGACGCAGUUAAUCAGUACCAUUAGUCCCCGUGACACGUUUUCACCUCGUGUCGACGUCAUUUCCGUCGCUCCCGUCUGUCGAAUACGCCGCGAGACCGUCGAGAAAAAAAUAACUAUAAUUACGAUCGCCCGUCGACCAGCGACAUCGUUGAUCGGUUUGGAACCGUCGUCCCGAUACGCAAAUUCCCACUCACRGGCCCGCUUAACRCGCGCCUUUUCCGAUCUAUUCCUUCCGCCUACCACCAGCCUUACUUAAGAAUUUUCCUGAAGAAGACGAUAUCCGGCACUUCGUAAUGGCCAAAAAGACGUACGAUCUGCUGUUCAAAUUGUUGCUGAUCGGCGAUUCGGGCGUGGGCAAGACAUGCAUUCUGUUCAGGUUCUCAGACGACGCGUUCACCACGACGUUCAUCUCGACCAUUGGUAUUGAUUUCAAAAUCAAAACAGUGGAGCUUCAAGGAAAAAAAAUAAAACUUCAAAUUUGGGAUACAGCAGGACAGGAGCGGUUCCAUACCAUAACUACAUCAUACUAUAGAGGAGCUAUGGGAAUUAUGUUAGUAUAUGAUAUCACAAAUGAAAAAAGUUUUGAAAAUAUAGUGAAGUGGCUACGGAAUAUUAAUGAGCAUGCUAACGAAGAUGUAGAAAAAAUGAUUUUAGGGAACAAAUGUGAUAUGGAUGAUAAACGUGUUGUUAGUAAAUCACGAGGUGAAGGUAUUGCUCGUGAACAUAACAUAUCAUUUUUGGAAACUUCUGCAAAAGCAAAUAUAAACAUCGAAAAAGCAUUUACUGACCUCACAUUAUCAAUAUUAAACAAGACGCCUGGACGUGAACCUACUGAUGUACCCGAAAAGAUUAAUAUUGAUAGGAAGUCAGAUAGGUUAUCUAAUCGCUGUUGUUGAAUAGUCCAGUAUUUUAAUACAGACAAAUUUAAAUGGAUACUAUUAUUAUUGACAGAAUUUGUGAAACACCAAAAGAUAAAACAUUUUGCUAAGCUCAUUGAAACAAAUAUACAUGCAGUUGUAUAUUAUCAUGUGUACUUUAAAACAUUUUUAUUUUACAAGACCUAUUAACAAAUUAUAUAUUAUUUUUUUAUUAAAAUGCUUAGCAAAGUGUUUUUCUGUGAUGCUGUUCCUUAUCAUACAAAUAAAUGUAAAUAUUUAUGUUACCAUUAUUAAUAAUAAUUGUUUGAAUAAAAAACGAGAUAAUCAUGACAUCAUCAUACUUGUCUAAUAUAAUAAAGCAGUUGAUGUUAGUGGCUGAACCACAAUAAUUUUUAUUGGUUGUCCUCGGUGGAAGUUAUUUAUUAUUAUUAUUUUUAUUUUGUACAAAAUUUCAUGAAAUCCUAUUUAUCAAUUUAACCAUAAUACUGAGUGAGCUAAUUCUUUUAGGGUUGUAAUAAAAUGUAAGAUUUUUGCUUAUAAGCUCAAAGUGUUCAUAAACGGCUGUAAAAAAAAUUUAAUAUAAUUUACUAAUAAAAUAUAAAUAUUUUUAUACAAAUAUUAUAUAAAGUAAUUUCAA
Diuraphis noxia (Russian wheat aphid) is the source of this 1596-nucleotide messenger RNA. It is a transcript of the gene Rab10, whose product is annotated as RAS oncogene family member Rab10. Gene Ontology annotation, molecular function: GTPase activity; GTP binding. The record is from RefSeq and is a predicted model, not a curated record. NCBI's taxonomy places the organism in Eukaryota, Metazoa, Arthropoda, Insecta, Hemiptera, Aphididae.